Penicillium waksmanii is the source of this 2511-nucleotide messenger RNA. Its product is annotated as Chitin synthase C. NCBI's taxonomy places the organism in Eukaryota, Fungi, Ascomycota, Eurotiomycetes, Eurotiales, Aspergillaceae. The record is from RefSeq and is a predicted model, not a curated record. Gene Ontology annotation, cellular component: cell periphery; cell septum. Gene Ontology annotation, molecular function: chitin synthase activity. The transcript is spliced from 6 exons. The coding region runs from base 1 to 2511 and encodes 836 amino acids.
AUGGGGGCUCUCACGCCAUCAGCCAGCUCUUCUGGUCAAUCCGGCGACUCUUCUACUAGCCAACACAAAAGGAGUAGCAGCAGUUUCUAUUCAGAUGGCUCCUCCGAUGUUGGCGGAUCGCGGCCCGCCCCCGUACGCCGGUCACUUUUACCUGGCAUUCGUCGCCAUCCAACUAGGAAAAUCAAGCUCGGUCAAGGCAAUGUGUUAAGCGCAGACUACCCGGUACCAAGCGCGAUCCAGAACGCCGUGCAGAAACAGUAUCGGGAAUCGGCAGAAAAUGCCGAGGAAUUCACCCACUUACGAUACACGGCUGCAACAUGCGACCCGGACGAAUUUGUUAUGCGAAACGGAUAUAAUCUGCGCCCUACGAUGUAUAAUCGCCAUACUGAAUUACUCAUCGCAAUCACCUACCGGGACGAGAAUAAAGUGUUGACGGCAAGGACUCUGCACGGCGUGACCCAAAAUAUUCGCGAUAUCGUCAAUCUCAAAAAAUCAGAGUUCUGGAAUCAGGGUGGGCCUGCUUGGCAGAAGAUCGUCGUCUGUCUGGUUUUCGAUGGAAUUGACCCUUGCGAUAAAAACACCCUCGAUGUCCUGGCGACAAUUGGGGUUUACCAAGACGGAAUCAUGAAGCGAUCUGUUGAUGGGAGAGAAACUACCGCUCACAUCUUCGAAUAUACCACACAGCUUUCUGUCACGUCAAAACAGGCUCUAGUUCGGCCGAACGGUGAUGAAAUGACAAAUUCUCCACCAGUCCAGAUGAUCUUCUGCUUGAAACAGCAAACUAGUAACAAAAUUAACUCACAUCGAUGGAUAUUCAACGCAUUUUCCCGUAUGCUGAAUCCAGAGGUCGUGGUUUUGCUGGAUGCCGGGACAAAGCCCUGCAAGGAAUCAUUUUUGAUGCUGUGGCAAUCAUUCUAUAACGACGAAAAUCUCGGCGGGGCUUGCGGCGAAGUCCAUCCCAUUAUGAGCAAGACGAGUUUUAUCAACCCAUUCGUUGCUGCUCAAAAUUUCGAGAUGAAAAAAUCGAAUAUUCUGGAAAAGCCACUGGAGAGCAUCCUUGGCCAAGUUUCUCUUGGAGAGUUUUCUGCAUAUCGGUAUCGGGCCAUCAUGGGUCGACCAUUGGAACAAUAUUUUCACGGUGACUUGACGCUUUCGAAGAAGCUCGGCAGGAAAGGCUUCGACGAAAUGAGCAUUUUUAAGAAAAAUAUGUUCUUCGCAGGUGAUCGGAUCUUGUCAUUUGAGUUGGUCGCCAAGGCUGGAUUCAACUGGCGUUUGGCCUUCGUCAAAGGGGCGAGAGGCGAGGCCGAAGUACCGAGAGAUUUUGCAGGUUUUAUCAAUUCCAGGCGCCAAUGGCUCAAUGGUUCAUUUGCUGCGAAUCUGUAUGCGUUCAUCCAUUUCGGUCGGAUUUACCAGAGCGGACAGAGCAUCCUUCAGAUGGCUCUUCUGCAUCUUCAAAUGGUGUACAAAUUUGUGCAAAUUGUGCUCUCUUGGUUCUCGUUGGCGUCUUUCUGGUUGAUAACCUCGGUCAUUAUGGGCGUUGUGAGCACACCAAUGAAAUCAAAUAACAAUAGAGCGUGGCCGUUUGGUAACGAGGCUUCUCUGAUCGUGAACGACUUUCUCAAAUACGGCUAUGUGUUACUAUUGGGCAUCCAAUUUAUUUUGUCUCUUGGAAAUCGCCCCAAAGGGCAAGUUGAUUCAUCUUCCUGUUUGGCUCUUACUAACAUUCCUCGGUGCCACAGGUCUGGUCUAGCAUACACGGUCUCAUUCCUCUACUUCCCCGUGAUCCAGAUAUACACCGCAGUUCUGGCAUUUUAUCUUGUCAGCCAGGCCACGACAAAGGUAUCAUUCGACAUUGUGAUCGAUGAGGAUGACAUGCUAUCCGCUGCUUCUCAUAAUUUGGGAUCGACCAUGAUUUUAAUCACGUUGGUUGCUACUUACGGUGUACAUUUUGUGGCAAGCUUACUAUAUCUGGACCCCUGGCAUGUGGUAACCUCUUUUUGGGCUUACUUCGCGGGAACGACGUGUGGGUCCAAUAUUUUAAUGGUAUACGCGUUUUGCAACUGGCAUGAUGUCUCCAUUGGCACAAAACCUGUCGAUAAGAGCAAGAACUUGCCGGAGGCGCAAACAAAGAGAGAUGAGAAGUCAAGGUUCAUCGAGGAAAUGGAACGACCGCAAGUUGAUAUCGACAGCAUCUUCCAUGCAACCGUCAAGCGAGCUUUAGCAACAUUCGAAGAGCCACCAGAAUCAGAGGACAAAGACGCUGAUGAUAUUUAUAAAGCUUUCCGGACAUAUCUCGUGGCUUUGUGGGUUUUUAGUAAUCUGAUCAUGGUGCUUUGCAUUAUGAGCACGGGAAUUUCCCAAUUCUGUCUUUCGACAUUGCCGGAUAGACGGAUGUGGAAUUAUCUCUUGGCUGUUGUAUGGGGUACUGUUGGGCUUUCACUCUUCCGUUUUGCCGGGUCGCUCUUUUUCUUGGCCAAGACGACUGUUUGGAGAUGCGUCGAGCGAAGGUAG